Messenger RNA from Micropterus dolomieu (smallmouth bass), 1996 nucleotides. RefSeq names its product extracellular calcium-sensing receptor-like. Gene Ontology annotation, molecular function: G protein-coupled receptor activity. The transcript is spliced from 8 exons. The annotation marks the transcript as partial. Gene Ontology annotation, cellular component: membrane. Gene Ontology annotation, biological process: G protein-coupled receptor signaling pathway. NCBI's taxonomy places the organism in Eukaryota, Metazoa, Chordata, Actinopteri, Centrarchiformes, Centrarchidae. The record is from RefSeq and is a predicted model, not a curated record.
AUGCCGGCGGCAAAGCUUCUUAUGUUUCUUUCUCUCUUUGGAGGCAAACCUGGCUCAGCUGCUGCUCUUGAUAAUUGUGUUUUCUUGGGGGAAGAAGAGAAAAACAGUCUGUAUGAAGAUGGAGAUGUUGUUAUUGGGGGCUUAUUCCCUCUACACUACAGCCCUGUGUCUUCUCUUCCAACAUACAACACAAAACCAACAGCUAAUAUGUAUAAGUACUUCAGCUCUCGUGCCUUGCGCUGGAUGCAGACUAUGACUUUUGCAAUCAAAGAGAUCAACCAGCGCAGCGACCUCCUGCCACAGCUCAAGCUGGGUUUCCACAUCCGUGACAGCUGUGAUGACAUACCUGUGUCUCUGAGAGCAUCUUUGCUGUUGGUGAACGGCCAGCCAGAGAGUGGCUCCAGAGCCGAGAGCUGUGCUGCUCUACAAAGGACGUUGUCUCCAGUAAUCAUAGGAGACGCUGCUUCUGGCGUGUCUAUGGCUCUGCUAAGAAGCCUGGGUUCUUUCCAUAUCCCCCUGGUGAGUUAUUUUGCAUCCUGCAGCUGUCUGAGUAACCAAAGGGAGUUCCCCACAUUCAUGCGAACCAUGCCUAGUGAUGCCUUCCAAAUCAAAGCGCUAGCCCAGCUGGUUAGCUAUUUUGGCUGGACCUGGGUUGGAGUCAUUGGAGUGGAAUCUGAUUACGCUCGAUUUGCCAUCCAGCUCUUCCUGCAGGAGUCUGUGCAGUAUGGUGUGUGUUCUGCCUACACUCACUUCUACCCAGUUGCCCUGAGUCAGCAGGCUCUAGAUGAGCUUCUGGAUGUUAUUCAGAUGGCGUCCUCAAAGGUAAUCAUAAACAUUUCUGGUGAGUCAGAGAUGCAGAGUAUUCUAAGAGAGAUCCAACAUCGUAAUAUAACUGGCCUGCAGUGGAUCGCCAGUGAGGCUUGGGCCACUGCUAAAUCACUCUGGGAAAAGUUUGGAGAUCUCCUGAUGGGAACAUUAGGUUUUGCAAUCCGGAGAGCUGACGUGAUUCCAGGGCUGAAACAACACCUCACUAGUCUAUCCUAUAUUCAUGAAUCAGCUUUCCUGGCAGAAUUUUGGGAAGAAAUGUUUAACUGCCAUCUGAAUGGGUCAGUGAACAGGCACUCUCAUGGGGUCGAUAACUACUUUGACAGACUGCCAUGUAAAGGGACAGAGGAGUUAAAUGAUGUUUACUCUCCUUAUUCUGAUGUGACACAGCUAAGAGUGUCCUAUAAUGUCUACAAGGCAGUGUAUCUUGUGGCCCAUGCCUUGCAAGAUAUGAGUAACUGCACAGUCGGACUGGGGCCUUUCCUGAAUGGCACCUGUGCAGACCCAAAGAAUUUUAAACCUUGGCAGCUAAUCUACUACAUGAAGCGUGCAAAUUUUUCUGCGCUGGGGGAGAAAGUCAACUUUGAUCAAAACGGUGACCCCAAUGCUUAUUAUGAUCUCAUGAACUGGCAAAGGAUGCCUGACGGCUCAUUACAUUUGGUAAAAGUAGGUUUCUACGACGCCUCCUCACCUUCUGGACGCACCCUGGUCAUAAAUGGCUCAGUGAUUCAGUGGCCUGUUGGGAAGCAGGCUUCCCGGUCUGUAUGCAGUGACAGCUGUCCACCAGGUUCCCGCAUCACCAGGAGAAAGGGGGAACCCAUCUGCUGUUUCGACUGUGUACCCUGUGCUGAGGGACAAGUUAGUAAUAAGACUGAUUCUUUAGAGUGCUCACGCUGCUCAGAGGACACAUGGCCCAAUAAAGCCAGAAGUCUCUGCAUCCCAAAGAUUAUUGAGUUCCUGUCAUACCAUGACUUAAUGGGUAUUUUGCUGUGUGUUGUAUGUAUCUUCGGAGCUUGUAUCUCCCUCUCAUUCCUCAUUAUAUUCUUCACAUACAAAGACACACCAUUAGUUCGGGCCAACAACAUGGAAUUAAGCUUCCUUCUCUUAGUGUUUCUUGCUGUCUGUUUCCUUGUGGGCCUGUUGUUCAUUGGUGAGCCUUCAGACUGGCUUU